Pocillopora verrucosa is the source of this 2081-nucleotide messenger RNA. RefSeq names its product catalase. NCBI's taxonomy places the organism in Eukaryota, Metazoa, Cnidaria, Anthozoa, Scleractinia, Pocilloporidae. Gene Ontology annotation, molecular function: heme binding; catalase activity. The record is from RefSeq and is a predicted model, not a curated record. Gene Ontology annotation, biological process: hydrogen peroxide catabolic process; response to hydrogen peroxide. Gene Ontology annotation, cellular component: mitochondrion; peroxisome; cytoplasm.
AUCAGCUAACGUCAAAAAUUAUUCAAAGCUUUAAGACAUUACACGUAAGUGGAUUUGCCAAAACAAGCUUCGGCCGAUCUUCUAGGGAAGUGAUAAAAUGGCCAACAGAACAAAAGCAUCUGAACAAUUAAGCGCCUAUUCUGCGAAAAAGAAGGAGCGUGAUGUUCUCACCACUGGAACUGGGUGCCCAAUCGACACAAAGACAGCCACCAUGACAGCAGGGCCCAGGGGGCCCAUCCUGUUGCAGGACGCGCAGUUUUUGGAUGAGAUGAGCCACUUUGAUAGAGAAAGGAUCCCAGAGAGAGUGGUACAUGCCAAGGGAGGUGGUGCAUUUGGAUACUUUGAGGUCACACAUGACAUCACCAAAUACUGCAAGGCUGCAGUUUUUGAUAAGAUUGGAAAGAGGACUCCAUUGUUGGCACGCUUCUCAACAGUUGGUGGCGAGUCUGGCAGUGCUGACACAGCUCGUGACCCACGCGGUUUUGCUGUGAAGUUCUACACAGAAGAGGGAAACUGGGAUCUUGUUGGAAACAACACUCCAAUCUUUUUCAUCAGGGACCCAAUCUUUUUCCCCAGUUUUAUUCACACUCAGAAGAGGAAUCCUGUCACUCAUUUGAAAGACCCCGACAUGUUCUGGGAUUUCAUCACCCUGCGUCCUGAGACCACCCAUCAAGUCUGCUUCCUGUUUGCCGAUCGCGGCAUUCCUGAUGGCUACGAGCACAUGAAUGGAUAUGGAAGUCACACUUUCAAAAUGGUGAAUGCAAAAGGGGAGGCUGUCUACUGCAAGUUCCAUCUCAAGACUGAUAUGGGAAUAAAAAAUUUGCCUGCUGAUUCAGCAGAGCGGCUGGCAGGCUCUGACGCAGACUACAGCAACAGGAAGCUUUACAACACAAUUUCCAAUGGGAAAUAUCCCUCUUGGACAAUGUACAUUCAAGUGAUGACGUUUGACCAGGCAGAAAAAUCCUCUUUUAAUCCAUUUGAUCUGACCAAGAUCUGGCCGCAUACCGACUACCCUCUGAUACAAGUUGGAAAAAUGGUGCUUGAUGAGAACCCAAAGAACUAUUUUGCACAGAUAGAGCAGAGUGCUUUCAACCCCGCUUCCAUGGUUCCAGGAAUUGAGGCCUCUCCAGACAAAAUGCUUCAGGGCCGCCUGUUCUCCUACCACGACACUCAUCUCCACCGAUUGGGAACCAACUACUUACAACUGCCUGUGAACUGUCCUUACAAGACAAGGGGUGGAGGUCCCCACCACUACCAAAGGGACGGACCGCAGUGCUAUGACGUCGCAGAGCCGGGUCCUAACUACUAUCCCAACAGCUUCAGUGGACCCAAGGAUGACAUGAAGUAUAAGCCACACACAUGUCAGGUGAGUGGUGAUGCCAAACGCUAUGAGACUGGGGAUGAAGACAACUAUUCUCAGGUCACAACUUUCUGGGAGAAAACCCUGGACAAAGGUGCCAAAGAACGCUUGGUGUGUGCCAUUGCCGGUCAUCUGAAGGACGCCAAGGAUUUCCUCCAGGAAAGAGCUGUGAAAAACUUUUCCCAAGUUCAUGCUGACUUUGGUAACCGCCUGAGAGCGAAAUUGAACGAGUACAGAAACUAACUCACUGCACACGUACUCUGAGAUUGUUGGAGAUGACCACAACAACUAAGGCCAUUUCGAUCAGUGACAUUCAGUAUUCCCAUGACAAGUUUUGAUUCUAGUGAGCAUUCUAAUGGAUAACUAAUAACAUUUAAACCUACGUAAGAGUGAGACAAGAGCACAUGUCUCUUGCUUGUAGUCAGUGACACUCAGUAAUUGCAUUGCAAGUUUUGAGCGUAGAGAAAUUUUUUAAUUAACUAAUUAAUAAAUAGCUAAUGAAUAACAUUUAACAUACGUAAACUUAAAACAAGAGAACAUGUCUCUAGCUUGUAAUCAAAACGUUACAUGGUUACAAAACCCACUUUUUGAAAUUUUCAUUUGGAAACUCAAGAUUAAUAGGACCUUUGACUUAGAUAAGCAGUCAAAUAUCACUUUUUUUCUUGUUGCACGUACUAGGUGGCUGAAGUAUCGUUAUCCAAUAAAGUUGGAUUUUAAUCGA